AUGGGAGUUGACCAUGUGAAUAUUCUCCCACCCCCGGGGCUGGCAGUUGUCAUCGUUCUCGCAGGUGAGGCGUGCGAGGCUAGCGUUUACGAUGCUCUCCAAGCUGGUUACCGCUGGAUCGACACAGCGUCUGUCUACAAAAACGAAGUGGAAGUUGGUCGAGCAGUGACCCAGUGGUUGGAGGAAAACCAAAGUGGUGGUGGUUCAGAGAGAAUCACGGUGACUACGAAAAUUUCCCCUUAUGAGCUCCUCGAUGCAAAGGCAGCAUCACUGGCUUGCUUCCAGCGUUUAUCAUUGCCGCCUAGUGUGCAGACAGUGUUGUUGGUCCAUUGGCCUGGGGUGGCUCGGAAGCGACAUGAUAUGACCAUUCAUCGUGAAGCACGGAACUCAGCAUGGAAGGUGUUGUGCGAUCUGAAACACGACGGCUUAGUUGAUAUCAUCGGCGUUUCCAACUUCAAUAUUAACCACCUCGAGUGGCUUGCCCAUGAUCUUUCUACUGAGGCGUGGUAUGAGGGGCCCAGCAUUAACCAGGUGGAGAUGCAUGCUAGAUGCCAACAGAGAGCUCUCAAACAGUAUUGUAAGGAGCGUAAUAUCUUGUUGCAAGCAUAUGGGCCCUUCGGGAGCAUAGGAGCGCCACUCCUCUCUUAUGCAAGUCAGCGAUUGGGGUUGGACAGGGCGACUACGGCCGAGCUGGAGAGAGUGUACGGCAUACUCCCACCCGCGAGAUGGGACGAUGGGGUCGUGUACGUCCUUGCAGACCUAGGAGUUCAUCGCUAUAACGCAGCUGAUGGGACGAGGCUUUCCUUUACGAGGUUCCCUAAUGUGAGUCAAUCGGUGGCUUGUGUCUUGGAAGGGGGCCUCGACAGUGUGGCGCUGGCCAAUCGAAAUGGGAUGUCGAUACUGAGUAGUGAUGGUCGCGAUAGACGGUCGCUGGUCCAAGGGCAUAUUUACGUUAUGAGUGGUCUCGCAUGGAGUAGUAGGCUGGGGACUAUAUACUCCUGUGGAGCUGAGGGGACAGUGAAUAGAGCGUUGAAGAUGGAGACAGGCCUGAGGGAGGAGGACCUCUCAGAGGAGCGAUGGAGGCAGUUGGAAGAUAUCGCUGAGACGGGCGUGGAGUCUGUGAUGAGGAAAUUGGGGGAGAGAUCGGGAGGGGAGUUGGCGGCUAUGAUCAACCAGCUUAUGACCGGUGGAGCUACGAUCAUCUCGGCCCAGGAGAUCAACGCUACUAACUCGAGACCAUUGCCGGCGGCCUCGAUGCCGUCUACAGGCUUACUGCCCUUCCCCAAGGAAGUCGAUACGACAACCAUGGGAGGCCGACUGGAGUUGGCGCGGAAUAUUAGAAAUUCGUUAGAAGGCGGAUGCUUGACUACUAAGGAGGAAGAGGACGGGUUGGCUGAGGACUUUGCGAAGGACUUGGGUAUCUAG
Molecule: messenger RNA, 1425 nt
Organism: Perkinsus marinus ATCC 50983
Lineage: Eukaryota; Perkinsozoa; Perkinsida; Perkinsidae
Product: aldo-keto reductase, putative
Exons: 9
Coding region: 1-1425 (474 amino acids)
Molecular function (GO): oxidoreductase activity
Source: RefSeq, a predicted model, not a curated record